Penicillium arizonense is the source of this 1449-nucleotide messenger RNA. RefSeq lists its product as uncharacterized. Gene Ontology annotation, cellular component: membrane. The record is from RefSeq and is a predicted model, not a curated record. Bases 1 to 1449 code for a protein of 482 amino acids. The transcript has a single exon. Gene Ontology annotation, molecular function: glycosyltransferase activity. Lineage: Eukaryota; Fungi; Ascomycota; Eurotiomycetes; Eurotiales; Aspergillaceae.
AUGCCUCUCCCAGCCCGAUAUGGUCGCUGGGGAAUCCUGGCAUCGGUGGUCCUAAUUCUCCUCAUACUACACUUCAUUCACGCAGACCUGGGUUCAAGUACCACGCAGGACGUGAUCGAACCAACCCCAGGCCUCAAAAUCGAGACCACCACAAACACAACCUCACCCUCACCCUCAACCGCAACAACAGACCAUGUCCCAAGUACAUGCCCACCACUACCAGGAAUGGAAAACAUCCUAGUAGUAAUAAAAACUGGCAUAACCGAAGCUCAAGACAAAGUACCAGUGCACCUACGCACAACCCUCCGUUGCAUCCCACACAAAAUCAUUGUCUCAGACUUCGAAGAAGACAUAGCAGGAGUGCGCACCUACGACGUCUUCCAAAACGUCUCCGAAUCCCUAAAACAAUCCAACAUCGACUUCGCCCUCUACAACCGCGCCCGCUCAGGCGGCCACGCAGCCCUAACAUCGCAAGACCGCACAAAAGUCGCCAACGGCCCAUCGGGAAUGAGCGACAACCCCGGCUGGAAGCUCGACAAGUGGAAAUUCCUACCGAUGAUCCACACAGCGCGCCAUGUGCGCCCAGAUGCUCACUGGUUCGUUUUCCUCGAGGCAGACACGUACCCGAUCUGGCCGAAUCUGCUCGCCUGGUUAUCCAGUUUUGAUUCGGCGGACCGACUGUAUCUGGGUAAUCAGAUGCAAAUUGGGCCGAAUCUGUUUGCGCAUGGUGGGUCCGGGUUUGUGCUUUCGCAUGCGGCUAUUCAUGCUGCGGCAGAUUAUCAUACGGCUAAUGUUGGCGAGUGGGAUGAUACGACUGAUAGGGAAUGGGCGGGUGAUUGUGUGCUUGGCAUGUUGCUUGCUAAGGCGGGUGUUGGGCUUACUUGGUCUUGGCCUAGGGUUACGACGCAGUCGGUUUGGGAGCAGGAUAUGCUGAGGGAUGGGUUUGGGGUUACGCCUUGGUGUCAUGCGCCUUUUACCUUCCAUCAUAUGACUCCUGCGGAUGUGGAUCGGUUUUGGGAGUUUGAGCAGAUGUGGUUUGCUGAGGUGAGUAACUUAUUUGUACUCCGUGUCAGCUAUCUUGACGAUAUCGGGGCGGCUCUGACAUUCUCACAGACGAACUCGACGCAAUUGACAUACAAUGAGAUCUUCCGCAAUCUUAUUCGUCCGACUUUGGCGGACCACCUGGAUAAUUGGGAUAACUUUGCCCCGGAUGGCGAUAACAAAGAGGAUUAUAAGGGUCCUAAGACUCCUGCUUCUCUCCCUGACUGUGCCGACUUCUGCGCUGCAGACCCGGAGUGUAUCCAGUACCGCCUCACCGCAGAAUCCCGCUGCACAACGUCCAAGGCUGUCCUGCGCGGUAAGCCUGCACCCGGCACGAAGUCGGGGACGAUGUUGUGGCGGGUAGAUGCUGCGGUGAAGCGGAUGGGACAAUGUCAGGAAGUGAUUUAA